Messenger RNA from Ornithorhynchus anatinus (platypus), 795 nucleotides. It is a transcript of the gene POLD4, whose product is annotated as DNA polymerase delta 4, accessory subunit. Lineage: Eukaryota; Metazoa; Chordata; Mammalia; Monotremata; Ornithorhynchidae. Gene Ontology annotation, biological process: DNA synthesis involved in DNA repair; DNA-templated DNA replication. Gene Ontology annotation, cellular component: delta DNA polymerase complex. Gene Ontology annotation, molecular function: DNA-directed DNA polymerase activity. The record is from RefSeq and is a predicted model, not a curated record. The coding region runs from base 149 to 520 and encodes 123 amino acids. The transcript is spliced from 5 exons.
GGCAAAGCUGCCGGGUAACCGGCCUCCUCUCCUCCCGUCGCCUGGGGGUCGGAUUUACUGAGCGCUGACGGGGUGCGGAGGACUGUACUAAGCGCCGGGGCCCCUCCCGGCCCGUUGUCCGUCCGCCUGCGGCUCGGAGGAGGCUGCCAUGGGGAGGAAGCGGCUCAUCACCGACUCGUUCCCAGGGGUGAAGAAGAGCCGGGGGCAUCGCGGGCCGGGGGACCCCUGCAAGGGGGAGGAGGCCGCAGACACAGGUUCUAAUCUGGCUCCACCAUUUGUCUGCUCUGGGACCUUGAGGGAGUCGCAGCAACCGCCGGUGGAAGAGGCCGUGUUGGACCUGCUGAGGCAGUUUGACUUGGCUUGGCAGUACGGGCCUUGCACGGGAAUCACCCGGUUCCAGCGCUGGGAACGGGCCGACCGGCUGGGCCUGAGCCCCCCAACGGAGGUUCUCCGGGUUUUGUGGGCACAUCCUGGAAACCCCAGCGUCCAGUUCAGCCUCUGGCACCCGUACCCACUGUGAUUGGCACUGUCCACCCACUGCUCCUGCCACCUACUCCGAAGGCCACCUCCUAGACGCUAAGCUCCACGAGGCAGGGAUCGUAGCUACCAACUCUAUUGUAUUGUACUCUCCAAGCACUUAGUUCAGUGCUCUGCACACAGUAAAUGCUCAAUAAAUUCCAUUUAAUGAUUGAUGGAGACUGCGCUCACUGAAGCGCAGAGGCCUAGUGCAAAGAACAAGGGCCUGGGAGGCAAAAGAUCUGUGUUCUAAUCCCAGCUCUGCCACUUGGCUGCUCU